AGGAAGGGAGCCUUGUAAUAUGGACGUCUUCAUAUUUAUUGACCAUGUUGUCAAGAAAAAUGCUCAAAAGAACGUUAAAUGUUGUGAUUGGAUUGAGGAGCACAACAAUAUGAAAAAUACAAAGGGUGCAAGUUUGACGUCAGUGCAGCCUAUAGAUGAAGAUUAGGAGGAAGGGGGGGUCGACUUUGAGAUGACAUUGAGGGUGUGUGAUGGGAGUUGAUUCUCUGCUUGUUGAUGUUAGACAGUCGUGUAAGAAGGCAAAGCGGCUGCUGCCCGUGUUGAUUCCGCCAGCUCUUCUUUUUAUUCUGCAUUCUCUUCUUUUCCGUCCUCCUCUUGGUCUUUUCAGCACCGCUCCCCGGCUGGACAGCUCUUGCGCUUUGGACCCCUUGGACGCUGCAUGGUCCCUUUAAGGCUUUUAAUGGAAGUAAAACCGAUUGAUGUUCCAAGACAUAUUGGGAGUUUACAACUUCAUCCACAGGAGGAGGUAUCCACGCAGAUUCGGAGCAGGCUGCGCAUCCUCCACAUUCACGCCACGUCCACUGUUCACGGCGACUGACGAUUCCGUGUGUACGCGGGCUUCUUUUCCCCUGCACGCUCGCUCCAAAGGUUUGGUGCGAAAACCGCGAAGCUGUUGUCUACGUGGACCGGUGCUGAAGCCUCCCGUCCGACUGCCAGGGCCUGUGCCAAAGCCAGAGACAUGGCGACCAACGGCACCAAAACGGAUGGCCAAGUGACGGAACUGAACGAGGUGGCCGCCAAUAAUGACAAGCCCAAGUCGCUGGACGUCAAGCCCGAAAAUAAGAAAAAGGAGUUGCCAGACAGAGAAACGUGGGGAGGGAAAUUUGAUUUUCUCCUGUCGUGUGUGGGUUAUGCAAUCGGACUGGGCAACGUGUGGAGGUUUCCAUAUCUUUGUGGCAAAAACGGCGGAGGGGCCUUCUUGAUUCCCUAUUUUUUGACUCUCAUAUUUGCUGGGAUGCCCUUGUUCCUUCUGGAAUGCUCCUUGGGUCAAUACACUUCAAUCGGAGGGCUCGGUGUGUGGAAACUGGCUCCGAUGUUUAAAGGUGUGGGCCUUGCAGCUGCUGUCCUUUCCUUCUGGCUUAACAUAUACUACAUUGUAAUCAUUUCCUGGGCUAUUUAUUACCUGUACAACUCAUUUACCGCUGAACUACCAUGGAGCUCAUGCAACAAUCUAUGGAACACAGAGAAGUGCUAUACAAAUUACUCCAUUGCAGACACCACCAAUCUCACCAGUGCAGUGGUGGAAUUUUGGGAGCGCAAUGUGCAUGAAAUGACCGAUGGCUUGGAAAAACCGGGCCAGAUUCGGGUGCCACUCGCAAUCACACUGGCCAUCGCAUGGGUCCUCGUCUACUUCUGCAUCUGGAAAGGGGUCAGCUGGACAGGGAAGGUGGUUUACUUCUCGGCGACGUAUCCCUACUUUAUGCUCUUCAUCCUCUUCAUCCGUGGAGUGACUCUGCCUGGGGCAAGAGAGGGAAUUCUGUUCUACAUCACCCCAGAUUUCGAAAAGCUCAAAGCAUCGGAGGUAUGGCUGGACGCCGCAACCCAAAUCUUUUUUUCUUACGGAUUGGGACUGGGCUCACUGAUAGCUCUUGGAAGCUACAACCCAUUCAAUAAUAAUGUUUACAGAGACUCUAUCAUUGUGUGCUGCAUCAACUCAUGCACCAGCAUGUUUGCUGGCUUUGUCAUCUUCUCCAUCGUUGGCUUCAUGGCACACGUGACCAAGAAGGACAUCGCAGACGUAGCGGCUUCAGGUCCCGGCUUAGCUUUUCUGGCCUACCCAGAGGCCGUAACCCAAUUGCCUGUGUCUCCACUGUGGGCUAUUCUGUUCUUCUCCAUGCUGCUCAUGCUGGGGAUAGACAGCCAGUUCUGCACUGUGGAGGGCUUCAUUACUGCUUUAGUAGAUGAAUUUCCCAGAGCGCUCCGAGGCAGACGAGAGAUCUUCAUCGCUGUCGUCUGCCUGGUGUCUUAUGUGAUCGGCCUUUCAAACAUCACGCAGGGAGGGAUUUACGUGUUCAAACUGUUUGACUACUAUUCCGCCAGCGGAAUGUGUCUGCUCUUCUUGGUCUUCUUUGAAUGCAUCUCCAUAUCCUGGUGCUACGGUGUGAACAAGUUCUAUGAGAACAUCGAGGAGAUGAUCGGCUACAAGCCUUGCGUGUGGUGGAAGAUGUGCUGGGUGGUGUUCACCCCUCUCAUUGUCGCUGGGGUGUUCUUGUUCAGCGCCGUACAAAUGGUUCCUCUCACUAUGGGAGAGUACGUGUUCCCAGGCUGGGGUCAGGGAGUGGGCUGGCUCAUGGCACUGUCUUCAAUGGUCCUCAUACCGGGCUACAUGAUUUAUAUGUACCUUGGCCUCAAGGGCACCUACAAAGAGCGACUUCGGAUCAUGCUUCAGCCUCCAGCAGUUGUCAGGCGACCGCAGGAAAACGGACCUGAGCAGCAGUUGGAAACAAACACCGCCAACAUACCCAGCCCCACUAAUCCAGCUAACCCCUCCAGCCCGACCAAUCCAGUCCCCGCCAACCCGGCUCCCGUCAACGCAACCAGCCCCGAAGCGCCUGCGAACCCGGCUCCACCGCCGGCUAACCCUCCGGCUGCCGCCGCUAGCCCUGCGAGCCCAGCAACGAGUCCCACCAUCGUGACCACCAUCACCACAACCGCCACGGCCAUGGCCACGGCCACGGCCAGUCCGGCCAACCCUCCGACAACAACAGUCAGUCCAACGAUCCCUCCCCCGAACCCAGCGAAUCCAACGGAGCCCGUGAACCCGCGGAACCCAGCAAGCGUGACCUCUAACCUGACCACUGCCGAGGCCAACGUGUAGACAACAAAGAAACCCUCUUGGAGCAUGUAGACAAAAGAGAACAUUAUAAAGGACUUAUUUCCAAGAUUUUAAUUGAUUCACCUACCUCCGAGGGCAAUACCUGAUCGAAAUACAAUAGAUUUUCCAACCAUAUUACAUUUUCUUACAUGUUCAAGCCAACGAUGUCCUGUUGUUGAUUUGCAUUCCGAAUAUAUCAAAGACUGUUAGUGUGCACCGGUACAACCAUAAAUCUGACUAUUAAAAAAAAAAAAAAAAAAAAAAAAAAAUCAAAUUAAAUAAACAUACUGUGUAAUACUGUGAGAAAAAAUACAAAUAAAUAGAGAUCUAGAUUAGGAAUAUGUUAAAUAUCUUCAUGAAUUGAGUAAAUACCUGUGUGAAUAUAGUAGAUGAAGUAGUGAACAAAAUUGACAUCGCUGACAACAGCAAGGGCUGUGUCAAUUUUAUCGUGGAUGUUUACUAAAUCUCACACGGUUAUCUCUUUUUCAAAACGUUGCACUCUCCACGGCAAACUGAAGGCCAGAGCGAAGUUGAGGAGCUCGUGAGAAAGCACAAUGCCAAUAAGAAGUUCAUGUUUAGAAGUCAGCUGGAGCAAUCCAGUCAUGUUUUGUGUGAGAGAGACUGUUAUUUUUCCCCUUCCUUUUUUCAGUAAAAAAAACCAAAAAAAACUUUUGUGUGAUGGAAACAUUUUUAGAAUUAUUUUUAGGAGGUUUUAUACUCUAUGUUGUUGAUGUGACGGAGGACCAAAUCAAUAGGCAGACAUGCAAAAACUAUGCCAUUUGAGCAUCUGGUUGGCAGAAGCACAGGGUAUGAAGAGGUACAAAAAAAA
Hippocampus comes (tiger tail seahorse) is the source of this 3662-nucleotide messenger RNA. RefSeq names its product sodium- and chloride-dependent GABA transporter 1-like. Lineage: Eukaryota; Metazoa; Chordata; Actinopteri; Syngnathiformes; Syngnathidae. Gene Ontology annotation, biological process: sodium ion transmembrane transport; neurotransmitter transport; nitrogen compound transport. Gene Ontology annotation, cellular component: cell surface; axon; plasma membrane. The record is from RefSeq and is a predicted model, not a curated record. Gene Ontology annotation, molecular function: gamma-aminobutyric acid:sodium:chloride symporter activity. The transcript is spliced from 15 exons. The coding region runs from base 698 to 2836 and encodes 712 amino acids.